Aphidius gifuensis is the source of this 2248-nucleotide messenger RNA. Its product is annotated as dynamin-1-like. Gene Ontology annotation, molecular function: GTP binding; microtubule binding; GTPase activity. Gene Ontology annotation, cellular component: membrane; microtubule; cytoplasm. Lineage: Eukaryota; Metazoa; Arthropoda; Insecta; Hymenoptera; Braconidae. The transcript has 6 exons. Bases 70 to 1971 code for a protein of 633 amino acids. The record is from RefSeq and is a predicted model, not a curated record.
CAUAAAUAUUUUUCGAACAAAUUUCAAUUAAAAUCAUAGUCAACACACAAGGAGUAAACUUUAUUAACAAUGAAAGAAUUAAUUCCACUAGUAAAUAAAUUACAAGAUUUGUCAACAAAAAUUGGAGAAUCUCUGGAGUUGGACUUGCCCCAAAUUGCUGUGGUUGGCGGACAAAGUGCUGGCAAAAGCUCCGUCCUCGAAAAUUUUGUUGGAUGGGAUUUUUUACCAAGAGGAACUGGAAUCGUAACUAGACGACCUCUUAUACUACAAUUGAUCCAUAAAAGAAGUGGUGAUACAAAUUAUGCUGAAUUUUCUCAUACUGGAAAUGAGAAAUUUGAAAUUGAUGAAAUACGCGAUGAAAUUGAAGAAGAAACAAGGAGAGAAACCCAAGGAGAAAAAGGAAUUUCGAGAAUUCCAAUAAGGUUGCGAAUAUAUUCACCAAAUGUACUGAAUUUGACUCUGGUUGAUUUACCUGGUUUGACUAAAGUACCAGUAUUUGAUCAACCAAAGGACAUUGAGUAUCAGAUAAGAGGGAUGAUACUCGAAUAUAUUAGAAAAAAAAAUUGUUUAAUAUUGGCAGUAACACCUGCCAACACAGACCUUGCAAAUAGCGAUGCACUCAAACUUGCAAAAGAAGUCGAUCCAGAAGGCAUCCGGACAAUUGGUGUUCUUACAAAACUGGAUCUUAUGGAUGAAGGAACUGAUGCAAGAUUUAUUUUGGAAAAUAAAUUAAUACCAUUGAAAAGAGGCUAUGUAGGUGUAGUAAAUAGAAGUCAAAAAAAUAUCGAUGGAGAAAUGAAUAUCAAAGAUUCAAUAAAAGCUGAAAAAGCUUAUUUUGAAAAUCAUGAUGUAUAUCAUGACAUGGCAAAUAAACUUGGUACUUCAUAUUUACAAUGUAUAUUGAAUCAACAACUUGAAAUACAUAUUCGUAACACCCUACCAGAUUUCCGUGAUAAAUUCUUAAUGCAUCAGCAAAAACUUCAUGAUGAUCUUAAAAAAUACAGAAAGUAUUUAAUGAUUGAUGAGUCAUCAAGUGAAACUGGAUUAUUAAUGCAAAUUUUGAAAGAACUACGUGUUGAAUUUGAUAAUGCCAUGGGAAAUUUUGAGUACUAUGAGUUAUCAAAAACACCAAACAUUGGAUGUAAAAUUUUUGAUAUAUUGCAUACAAAAUUUCCAUCGCAGUUCUCAAGGAUCACUUAUCAUAGUCCCUCAAGAGCUGAAAUCGACUUGGCUAUAAAAAACAUACGUGGAUACAAGGUUGGUAUUUGGACUCCAGAUAUCGUAUUAAAAGCACUUGUUAAAAAACAAUUCAAUGAAUUUAAACUACCUAGUUUUGUAUGUGUUGAUGAAAUUGUACAAGUGCUUUGUGAUGGUUUUCAUUUAUAUACUCGUAACUUAUCUCAUUUUCCAAAAUUACGUGAUGAAGUUUGUGGAAUAAUUACGUCUCAUAUUAAAAACCGUGAAAAAAUAUGCAAAGAAGUGCUUCAACAAUUUAUUGAUAUAGAAUCGGGUUAUAUAAAUACCAACAAUGAUGAUUACAAAAUAUUGCUUAAUAAAAAAAAACGAAACUCACAUGUGCAGGAUGAUCAUGACAAAGUAAAAAUCUAUGUUGAUACAUAUUUGGAACACGCAAAUAAAACUGUAAAAGACUUUGUACCAAAAGCAAUUGUAUGGAUAAUUAUUGAUGAUUGUAAAAAAUUUAUUGAUACAGAAUUACCGAAUUCUAUAUUACAAAAUAAAAAUUUUCUUUCAUUGAUGGAGUUUUCACAAGAUGAAAAAAAAGAAUAUGACGAAAUACGUAGUAUUUAUGAAGCUUGCACAGAAGCUUUGGAAAUAAUUGGUGAUAGACCACCUGUUGUGGAAUCAGACUUCAAACCUGCAACACAAAUUCAACAACCAAACAUUGCAACAACCUUGUGGAAAAGAAUCAUGAUAUUUUUUUCAAAAUGUUUUUUAAAUGAAACUAAUUAAGUUUUUUUAUCAGAACUUUAAAUUUAAAGUUUGGCAUACUCUUAAUCAAAAAUAAAAGAUCUAAUUAUCGGUUUUUUAAAUUUACUAUAUUAAACACAUUUGAAAGAAAGAUUUCUGUCAACAAUCAUAAAUGAUGAUUGUAUUUUAUUUAUAAACAAUAUAAAGUUUUCUACUUUAAUUAAAUAUUUAUCUUUUGAAUCCCCAGUAACAAUUGGAUCUAACCUGGACGAGAAUUCAUGUACGAACAAACUAUUUCCAAGUCAGGGUAAUAAUAAAU